AUGGCGUUGCUUGACUUCAAGAAACGAAUUAGUGAAGACCCACUUCAAAUCAUGAGAUCAUGGAAUGACUCCACCCAUUUUUGCUACUGGUUUGGUGUUACAUGCAGCCCCUCUAGAAAAAGAGUCAUUGUGCUCAACCUGGAAUCUCAAAGAUUGGGUGGCACCAUAACACCUUCUUUGGGAAAUCUUACUUACCUUACUGGAAUCAACCUGAUAAACAACAGCAUGUUUGGCGAAAUUCCUCAAGAAUUGGGAAGACUACGGCGCCUGCAACAUCUCAACUUGACUUUGAAUUACUUUGGUGGGAGCCUUCCAACUAAUCUAAGUCACUGUACACAACUUAGAGUGCUUAAUGUUCCUAUCAACAAACUUGUUGGGAAGAUUCCAGAAGAGUUCAGUUCAUUGUCAAAGUUGGUUUACUUGCAACUUGGUGGGAACAACCUUACAGGAACUAUCCCAGUGUGGAUAGGAAACUUUUCUUCUUUGUCUGUUCUUACUUUUCCACUGAACAAUCUACAAGGGAGCAUACCUAUUGAGCUUGGCCAUCUAUCAAGCUUGGAAUUUUUCCAACUUUAUGGGAAUAAUCUAUCUGGACCUAUUCCCGUGUCAUUGUCAAAUGCUUCUCGACUUAGCGUGCUUGACUUUUCUGUAAAUGGUCUCACUGGGAUGGUGCCUCAAAAUCUAGUAAGUUUGGGUGCCUUGGUUCAUCUUAAUUUCUAUGGAAAUAGACUUGGAAAUGGGAAAGUUGGUGACCUGAAUUUUCUUGGUUUUUUGGCUAAUUGUACUAGUUUGGAGAUCUUGGGUCUUGGCUUUAAUCAAUUUGGUGGAGCAUUGCCCAGCUUCGUAGCCAACCUUUUCUCCCAGCUGAAAAGACUUCAUAUAGGUAGAAAUAUGAUAGAUGGAGGCAUCCCUAUUGGGAUAGGGAACCUUGUUAGCUUGACCGAUAUGCAAUUAGAUGGUAACUAUUUGGGUGGUCCUCUUUCGGAUGCUCUUGGGAAGCUCCAACAGUUACAGGUUAUUGGUCUUUCUUCCGUUUCAAUUUCUCUGGCCAUGUCUCAUAAUUCUUUGACAGAGUAUGGGAUGGAUGGCCAAGUUUCCGUAUUUGGAGAUAUUUACAGCUAUGGGGUACUCUUGUUGGAGAUAUUCACUGGGAAGAGAGCUACAGAUGACAUGUUUAAAGAUGGUCUGAGCAUUCACAAGUUCACCGAACUAUCUUCGCCGCAACGUGUCAUGGAUAUAGUGGGCUCGUCAAUACCCUUUGAAGAAGAUGCUGAUGAUGAGACAAAUACCAAUGGCAUAGAAGUAAUCAAAGAAGUUGAUCGUCACUUCAAUGCCAAAUGCAAAGUGGAGGAGUGCUUGGUCUCAGUGUCGCAGGUUGGACUGUUGUGUUGUGCAACAUCACCUUAUGAAAGGUUGCCCACAAAUGAUGUCGUCAACAAACUAAGGACAAUUAGAGACACAUGUGUACAUCAUCGAGGACAAACAUAA
Corylus avellana is the source of this 1488-nucleotide messenger RNA. Lineage: Eukaryota; Viridiplantae; Streptophyta; Magnoliopsida; Fagales; Betulaceae. The record is from RefSeq and is a predicted model, not a curated record.